AUGGCUGCGGUGUUUCUAGUAACACUCUAUGAGUACUCGCCGCUCUUCUACAUCGCGGUGGUCUUUACCUGCUUCAUCGUGACCACCGGCCUGGUAUUGGGAUGGUUUGGUUGGGAUGUUCCAGUAAUCCUGAGAAAUUCUGAAGAGACCCAGUUCAAAACAAGAGUUUUCAAAAAGCAAAUGAGACAAGUCAAGAAUCCUUUUGGCUUAGAAAUCGCUAAUCCAUCUUCAGCUUCGAUUUCAACUGGCAUCACUUUGACAACAGAUUGCCUUGAAGAUAGCCUCCUGACAUGCUACUGGGGGUGCAGUGUCCAGAAAUUGUACGAGGCUCUGCAGAAGCACGUUUACUGCUUCCGAAUAAGCACUCCCCAAACACUGGAAGAUGCUCUGUAUAGCGAAUACCUCCAUCGAGAACAGUAUUUCAUUAAAAAGGACAGCAAAGAAGAAAUAUAUUGCCAGUUACCAAAAGAUACUAACAUUGAAGACUUUGGGACAGUGCCCAGAUCUCGCUAUCCAUUGGUAGCACUGUUGACCCUAGCUGAUGAGGAUGACCGAGAAAUUUAUGAUAUUAUUUCCAUGGUGUCAGCAAUUCAUAUUCCUGAUAAAACUUAUAAACUGUCCUGUAGAAUAUUAUGUCAAUAUUUACUCCCGACUCAAGGUCAAUUUCAUGAUCUUAAGCAACUUUACAUGUCUGCAAAUAAUAAUGCCAUUCCUUCGAGCAGUUCCUCUCCAGAAGGUGAAAGCACAGACCGAAGCUUGUUGGAAAAGGCUGGACUCUCCGAGAGUGAAGCAGAGCCUCCCGAGGAGAGUAGCAAGGACUGUGUGGUUUGCCAGAACGGGACCGUGAACUGGGUGCUCCUGCCCUGCAGACACACGUGUUUGUGCGAUGGUUGUGUGAGGUAUUUCCAGCGGUGCCCCAUGUGCAGGCAGUUCGUUCAGGAAUCGUUUGCACUUCACAGUCAAAAGGAGCAAGAGAAAGACAAACUGAAAACCCUUUGA
Molecule: messenger RNA, 999 nt
Organism: Pipistrellus nathusii (Nathusius's pipistrelle)
Lineage: Eukaryota; Metazoa; Chordata; Mammalia; Chiroptera; Vespertilionidae
Source: the annotation of a GenBank genome assembly